AAAAAAUUGAAACUGAGCGGGACAGAAGAACGCGUCACGUGCGCCACGCGACAGGUGCUUCAUGGCGAGUGGACACCACUCCUGGAAAUCCGAUACAAAGCUAGCAACCAACAAUGGCAUACUAUCAGCAAGACCCUAACUUGCAGUUCUACCAGUCAAGCUAUGGUAAUACAUACCAGCAGCCAGCGAUGGACUCAGCAAAUAUGGGAACAAUGAAUUCAGGCUUUGCUUCCAAUUUCGACGUGAGUGGUGACAUGGGAGGCAUGGACUUGACCCCAGGUCUUUUAUCUGCUUUCGGCACAUCUGGUUACUCGGGAGAACCACCUCUCUUAGAGGAGCUUGGUAUAAAUUUUCAGCACAUGAAGGUGAAAACAUUGGCGGUGUUGAACCCUGUCAAUAGAGACAUCAGUCCCGAUAUCAUGGCAGACUCCGACUUGGCAGGCCCGAUUCUAUUUGUGCUCCUUUUCGGGACGUUGCUACUAUUAUCAGGUAAGGUUCAGUUUGGCUAUGUGUACGGUGUGGGUUUGUUUGGGAUUGUCAGCUUGCAUUACCUAUUCAAGCUCAUGAGCAAUGACGUGCAGAUCGAUGUGACACGGUCGGCGUCAAUUCUUGGCUACUGCUUAUUACCAUUGGUAUUCAUAUGUGCAUUGGGCUUGGUUGUCUCUUUGGACUCCAUGUUUGGAUAUAUUGCAAGUGGCUUGGCUGUGUUCUGGUGCACUUAUUCUGCAUCUGGCUUGUUCGUCACGGUUUUAAAGCUCCACAAUGUGCGUCCGUUAAUUGCGUACCCGCUAUGCCUUUUCUAUCUUGUCUUUGCGUUAAUGGCAAUCUUUGUCGAGAACAAGCCCAUUUCCUCCUAGUCAGGGGCGAGAUGUGCUUCAUGAAGCAUAGGGAUGCACUCCUCAUAUACAUCGUAUUUUGACUGCUAAAUAAAAAGUUGAGGCUGCUAACAAACAGUAUGAUCCUGAAAUUAUAGACGGACAUUCUAAAGGAACAAUCUUCAACUGAUUUGCGGGGUAGUAUGAUUUUGGAGUUUGCGCAUUUCGUUGCAACCGAAAUUGUUGUAUCGAAUGAGUUUCGUAGGAUAUGUAUAUAUGGCAGUCUAUUGUUCGUUCAAUCAACCAAGACUUGAUUUGUUUGAAUAAAGACGAAUUUGUGCAAUUAAUUAUUUUUUGAGAUUGACAGUUUUU
Messenger RNA from Metschnikowia bicuspidata var. bicuspidata NRRL YB-4993, 1187 nucleotides. RefSeq names its product transporter (gene TIP1). Gene Ontology annotation, biological process: vesicle fusion with Golgi apparatus; endoplasmic reticulum to Golgi vesicle-mediated transport. The record is from RefSeq and is a predicted model, not a curated record. Lineage: Eukaryota; Fungi; Ascomycota; Pichiomycetes; Serinales; Metschnikowiaceae. The transcript has a single exon. Gene Ontology annotation, cellular component: trans-Golgi network; membrane. Bases 114 to 857 code for a protein of 247 amino acids.